AUGUCUCGGACAUAUCCUUUUCAGAUUCCUGUCGAUUCGGCUGAGGUUUCGCAGCCUGCGGGCCCGGGGGCUAUCCCGGAGCCCUACUCGAUGUUAUUCGGUCACAUACCAUUAUUGAUGGCAUUGAAAAAAGGGCUGCCAAGCGAUGCUCAUGACACCUAUCCCGCUCGUAGAUUAGGUCUCGAUUGGAGAGACUACUUCCCCAAGGCUACCACCGCGCCGCCCCUGGCCUAUCUGGACCUAUGGCCUUUUCUCUCCCAGCCGCUGAUCUGGGUCUACAGCCCGCAGGCUUGUGCUCAGUUGACGCAGGAGAAUCCACAGCCAAGACAUUCGCUGUUUAAAUGGUCACUGACACCGUUAACCGGAGGCAAGGAUUUGACGUGCGUAGAUAUGGCCGAGCACAAGGUCUGGCGGUCGAGGCUGAACCCCGGGUUCUCAUCCAUGAACCUCAUGUCACAGAUGGAUAUGCUGUUGGAAGAGGUCGUAGUAUUCACCAAGAACUUGGAGAAAAUGGCAGGAGAGGAUGGUUCCUGGGGAAAUCCCUUCCCUUUUUAUGAUCAGACCGUGCCACUGACCUUUGACAUCAUCAUCAGAAGCACCCUGGACUAUCCAACGCACGAACAAACACAAGGCCCUAGUCCUUUGUUACAGUCAAUACGGCAGCUCAUACAGUUUGUGAAGAAGCCGAAUCUGGCUUCAAAGCUCGAACGUUGGCUUCCGGCCUACCGAUAUGAUGUGUCGCGCCACACUUCGAUCAUCAACAACAUAAUGGUGCCUCAUAUUCAAUCACGCAUUGGCCGGGAGCGCGAACCCGGCCGGCGCAAAACGGUCGUGGAUCUUUGUCUCAAAAACAUCCCAACGUCAACUAAGGGAAUUGACAUUAGUCGCCAACGUUUGGAGUACAUUGACGUUGUAUUGUCACAAGUCAAGGUUUUCGUUCUGGCCGGUCACCACACGACUGCUCAAGCAAUAUGCUGGCUGCUUUACGACAUCAACACAAACCCAGCUGUACUUGAGCGAAUUCAGUCAGAACAUGAUGAACUUCUGGGGUCCGACCCGAACGAGGCUCGUAAUGUCCUUUCGACGCAGCCUUACAAAUUGAAAGAUCUUCGCUACACGAGUGCCGUCAUAAAGGAGUCACUUCGUAUCCAUGCCCUGGGCCAGACGCACCGGGAGGGGAGCGCCAACUUCAGCUUCUACCUUGAAGGGAUAUUGUACCCCACCGACGACUCCAUCCUCCAGACGGUACCUACCGUCACCCAAGUAAGUCCCGACAUCUGGCCCAGGGCCUCCGAGUUCUUGCCUGAGCGCUUUCUGGUGUCCCCUGGCCACGACUUGUAUCCCCCCAAGAAUGCGUGGCGCCCGUUUGAGCUGGGAACUACCAGGUGCAUCGGUGAAGAGCUGGCCAUGAUUGAGAUGCAACUUGUUCUAGCGCUCACAUCGAGGCAUAUCGAAUACAAAUUUGGACAUGGAGAAGGGAGUGACGCCUCCUGGUAA
This is a messenger RNA of Pestalotiopsis fici W106-1, 1497 nucleotides long. RefSeq lists its product as uncharacterized. The record is from RefSeq and is a predicted model, not a curated record. NCBI's taxonomy places the organism in Eukaryota, Fungi, Ascomycota, Sordariomycetes, Amphisphaeriales, Sporocadaceae. Gene Ontology annotation, molecular function: iron ion binding; monooxygenase activity; heme binding. The transcript has 4 exons. The coding region runs from base 1 to 1497 and encodes 498 amino acids.